AUGAAGCCAGAAGAAUUGGCCAAGGGGAAUUGUACUGCUGUGACUGAGUUCGUUCUCUUUGGUUUCACAGAUCAUCGAGAGAUACAGGUAGUCCUCUUUGUUCUCUUCCUAGCCAUCUAUGUGGCCACUCUGGUGGGCAACAUCGGCAUCAUCGUGUUAAUCUGGAUCAGUCCUUGUCUUCACACUCCAAUGUACUUUUUUCUCAACAACCUGGCCUUCCUUGACCUCAGUUAUUCCUCCGCCAUUACUCCUAAGAUGUUGGUCAAUUUCUUAACAGAGAGGAAGACUAUUUCCUUUGCAGGCUGCAUUGCGCAAAUGUAUCUGUUUGCUUCCUUUGCAGAUGUGGAGUGCCUGCUGCUAGCUGCCAUGGCCUACGACCGCUACACAGCCAUUUGUAACCCACUGCUCUAUCCUGUUCUCAUGUCCCACAAGGCUUGUGUCUGGCUGGUAGCUGGCUCUUACCUCACAGGCUGCAUGAGCUCACUAAUGCACACUUAUUUUACAUUCCGUCUUUCUUUCUGUGGUUCCCGGAUCAUCAAUCAUUUCUUCUGUGACAUCCCUCCAUUGCUGGCCCUCUCCUGCUCCAACACCCAGUUUAAUGAAAUGCUCCUCUUUGCUUUGUGUGGUUUCAUCCAGACAAGCACUUUCUUGGUCAUCCUUAUUUCUUAUGCCUGUAUUCUUUGCACCAUCCUAAGGAUGCCAUCUAUAGAAGGUCGCUACAAAGCCUUUUCGACUUGCUCCUCCCACCUGACGGCUGUAGCUUUGUACUAUAGCACUCUUCUCUUCACCUAUUUGCGGCCUAGCUCCAGUUACAUUCUGGACACGGACAAAAUCAUUUCGGUGUUUUAUACAGUGGUGUUUCCCAUGUUGAACCCUUUGAUCUACAGCUUGAGAAAUGGAGAAGUAAAAGAGAUCAUCAGCAGAAUAUUGCAAAGAAUAGGGCACAGUAAUGGUUCUGUGAAAGGUUAA
Molecule: messenger RNA, 969 nt
Organism: Hemicordylus capensis (graceful crag lizard)
Lineage: Eukaryota; Metazoa; Chordata; Lepidosauria; Squamata; Cordylidae
Product: olfactory receptor 5AS1-like
Exons: 2
Coding region: 1-969 (322 amino acids)
Biological process (GO): G protein-coupled receptor signaling pathway; sensory perception of smell
Cellular component (GO): membrane
Molecular function (GO): G protein-coupled receptor activity; odorant binding; olfactory receptor activity
Source: RefSeq, a predicted model, not a curated record